This is a messenger RNA of Phragmites australis (common reed), 2150 nucleotides long. Its product is annotated as probable protein phosphatase 2C BIPP2C1. The coding region runs from base 19 to 2127 and encodes 702 amino acids. The transcript has 9 exons. The record is from RefSeq and is a predicted model, not a curated record. Lineage: Eukaryota; Viridiplantae; Streptophyta; Magnoliopsida; Poales; Poaceae.
AAUAAAAAUCCCGGGGAAAUGCGCUUGGAAAACCACCUCCCCACCACACGACGCCGCCGGUCGCCGAGGUGCGGGACGCAACCCGCAGCGCAGCCUCAAAACAUCAGACGCAAGCUUCGUUGCCUCCCCCAUUUAGCAGCCUCCUCCUCGUCUCCUUUCCUUCGUCAGACUCACCGCCAUUCCCCAGACGCCACUGCGAUCUCGAUCUCGAGCCAGUCGCUGAUUCCCCAAACCCAAGCCUACCAUUCCAUGGCGCGAGCUCUAUCUAACCAGCCUAGCGCGUCGCCGCCACCGCCGCCUUCGCCUUGCGAGCAGCUAGCCAUGGACGAGGUCCCCGUCGCUCUCGAUCUCCGGUCCGGUGACCGUGCCCCCGCGCGCGCUCCUCCGUCUCCUCCCCACGUCUCCGCGGCUUCAUGCCACGCCGCCGAGCGCUGCCCCGACACCGGCCGUGCCGAGGAAGUGCCAGGAGGUCCGUGUUUCGAGAACACAGACGCCGUUGCGGCGGAGUUAGCGGGGUCAAAUUCGGCCGUUUCCGAGGGCCAGGCUGUGAGUAGAGAUACGUCGGAAGGCCUUGGACGCGGUGAUGCUGGAGAAGCGGAGGUUUUGUGUUCGGAGGGUGGCAACGAGCUCGAAUCGACGGAGCCGGGUGUCUUGGAUGUGAGAUUAGGGGGCCCCGUGGUGCAGCUCCACGAACGGAAGUUGGAUGGUGCCGGUUUGGGAUCCGGUGAAGCUGAUGCAAUCGAUGGGAUUUCAUUGGUUGAGGUGUCCCCAUCAGGUGCCAAUUCGAAUUUGGAUGCCACUGUGUCAAUUGGUGGUUCUUCCCUCGUGGAGAGGUCCGGGUACCUGUCAGAGGCGAGCGGCGCCCCGGGAUGUGAACUAGAGGUGCGAGAAGAGCCAACAGGGACCCCUGCUGCUGUGGGGCUCCCCGGCGGGGAUGUAAGUUCUGAGGUUGGAGUUGAGACGGAAGAUGAAAUGGAUGGUAGAAAUGACCUGGCCGAAGGGGAAUUGGAAUUGUGUGCUAAUGGUGACGAUGUCGAUGAGGCCACAGAGAUGAGUGGUGUCUCGUGUGACGAAAGAGUGGAGAGGAUGGAAACGAGUUUGGAGGAAUCUGAGGCCUCAGGUGGCUCCACCGUGCGCAUUGAGGAAGGAGUGGACAGGAUGGAUACGAGUUUGGAUGACUCUGAGGCUUCGGACGGCUCAACCACGCACGAUUCUGAUACUGACGUAGAGACGGAGUGGAGUGGUUCUAGUACAGAGGAACAAGACACAGGAUACGGAGCCCUCGUCCCUCAAAUGGAUCAAGCAAUCCACAAGGUGGUCAGAGAAAACAACACUUCAGGGGUGAAGAGCUCUGAGAGGAUGACUUCAGUAUCCGUAUCAACACUUGUGCUGGCUUCAGGUGCAGCAAUGUUACCGCAUCCAUCAAAGGUAUUGACAGGUGGUGAAGAUGCAUAUUUUAUAGCUUGUGAUGGCUGGUUUGGUGUAGCAGAUGGAGUUGGUCAGUGGUCAUUUGAAGGGAUCAAUGCAGGGCUUUAUGCGAGAGAGUUAAUGGAUAGUUGCAAAAAGUUUGUAACAGAGAGUCAAGGGGCUCCAGGGUUGAGGACCGAGGAAGUUCUUGCUAAGGCUGCAGAUGAAGCACGGUCACCUGGUUCUUCCACUGUUUUAGUUGCUCACUUUGAUGGCCAUGUCCUUCAUGUAUCUAAUAUCGGAGAUUCUGGAUUCCUUGUGAUAAGGAAUGGAGAUAUAUAUAAAAAAUCAAAUCCGAUGACGUAUGGUUUCAAUUUUCCCUUGCAAAUCGAGAAGGGUGAUGAUCCUCUAAAACUUGUACAGAAAUACACCAUCGAUCUACAAGAAGGUGAUGUCAUUGUAACGGCAACGGAUGGUCUUUUUGACAACGUCUAUGAGGAGGAAGUAGCAGCCAUCGUCUCCAAAUCAUUAGAAGCCAGCCUCAAACCCACGGAGAUUGCCGAGUUCCUGGCUGCAAGAGCAAAGGAAGUGGGGAGGUCUGGGUUUGGAAGUAGCCCGUUUUCGGAUGCAGCCCUCUCGGCUGGGUACCUGGGUUACUCCGGUGGCAAGCUGGAUGAUGUAACAGUUGUUGUAUCUAUUGUUCGGAAAUCUGAAGUUUAAACUAUAAACAGACUCUUAAGUUC